AUGUCAUACGGCCAACAAUUCAAGAUCCGCGAGGUGCCCCCGAUCGUGCAGGAGCUGGUGGCCGGCGGCGUGCAGGAGCCGCCGGGCCAGUACGUGGUGCCCGAGCAGGACCGUCCAGCCGCGGCGGUCUCUGAGAUGCCCGAGCCCAUCCCCGUCGUCGACCUCAGCCGGCUGUCUGCCGACAGCCCCGACGAGCUCGCCAAGCUGCAGUCCGCCUUGCAGAACUGGGACCUCUUCCUGGCCGUUGGACAUGGAAUGGAUCCUAAUUUUCUUGCCGAGGUGAUGAAGGCUGUGAGGGAGCUCUUCAGGCUUCCACUAGAAGAGAAACAGAAGUACUCGAACAUUGUCGACGACAAGAAGAUGAGCUCGGAUGGAUACGGCAACGACAUGGUCGUGGUGGAAAAUCAGGUCCUUGACUGGAACGACCGGCUGAGCCUCCUGGUGGAACCCGCGUCGGAGAGAGCCUAUGCACUGUGGCCAACGCAGCCACCUUCUUUCAGAGACAUUCUAUGUGAGUACACGGUCCGGUGCAGAGCGGUGGCAAUCCUUAUCCUGCAAAACCUAGCCAAGCUUCUCAAUUUACAGGAGGAAUACUUGACAACCAUGCUCGGCGAGAAGUCCUUAACCCAAGCUAUAAUCAACUACUACCCUCGAUGCCCCAAGCCGGACCAUGUCUUAGGCCUUAAGCCCCAUACCGAUGCUUCGAUGAUCACGGUCAACUUCAUUGAUGAUGACGUUAGCGGGCUCCAGCUCCAGAAGAAUGACAUAUGGUACAACGUGCCCAUCGUCCCAAACGCAUUGGUUGUGAACAUAGGGGAUGUAAUGGAGGUAGUGAGCAACGGGUUGUUCAAAAGCCUGGUGCAUAGGGUCGUGACCAAUGCGGAGAAAGAGCGCUUGUCAUCGGUGAUGUUCUACGCCUUGGACCUGGAGUCGGAGAUUGAGCCGGUGCCAGAGCUGGUGGAUGACAAGAGACCUAGACGGUACAGGAAGAUGAAGAGCAAGGACUACCUAGCGAAAUUCUUUGACACUUAUGCAACAGGGAAACUAGCCAUCGACUCCAUGAAGAUCUGAAUUAGGAUUCCAAUGUGAAUAAGUUCGGUGAGUGUAAGGUCUUGUAUGUGAGCGACUUUGAUUGUACUGUGUAAAUAAAGUUCAGCGGGUACCAUGGUCAUGUUUCUUCCAACAACCAGUUUGUAAUGAGUUAAUAAAUGGGCUUGGCCCAUGAAGAGUUUCUGAAAUUUCUAAUGUAAAUCUCAAAGGCCCAUGUGUAAAUCACAA
This is a messenger RNA of Triticum dicoccoides, 1278 nucleotides long. Its product is annotated as protein SRG1-like. The transcript is spliced from 4 exons. The record is from RefSeq and is a predicted model, not a curated record. Lineage: Eukaryota; Viridiplantae; Streptophyta; Magnoliopsida; Poales; Poaceae. The coding region runs from base 1 to 1071 and encodes 356 amino acids.